Messenger RNA from Scomber scombrus (Atlantic mackerel), 3439 nucleotides. RefSeq names its product RNA binding fox-1 homolog 2 (gene rbfox2). Gene Ontology annotation, molecular function: mRNA binding. NCBI's taxonomy places the organism in Eukaryota, Metazoa, Chordata, Actinopteri, Scombriformes, Scombridae. The record is from RefSeq and is a predicted model, not a curated record. The transcript has 13 exons. Gene Ontology annotation, cellular component: nucleus; cytoplasm. Bases 869 to 2254 code for a protein of 461 amino acids. Gene Ontology annotation, biological process: regulation of alternative mRNA splicing, via spliceosome; nervous system development.
GAAAAAAAACGGAGAGAGGAAAGAAAAUAAUAGAAGAGAGGGAGAAGGAAACACCGCAGCCCCUCCGUUGGUUGGUUGUGGGGAUUUUUUUGGAGGGGGGGCAGAGGCAGAAAUCGCCUUUUUUUCUUCUAACGCAGACUUGCGGACUAACAUGGGGGGAAGAGAGAGCUCCUGACGAGGAUUGACUUUCAGUGAACCUCUGCUCUGUGGUACAAGUCUGCUCAUAGACAGGGAGGGAAAAAAAGGCGACGGGGGAAGACAUGUUGAGGGGCUUUUCGUCUUGAGGUUGCGGUAGGAUGUUGAUGUUGUGCUCUUAAAAACAGACGGCUCUCGUUGGAGGAUUUAAAAAAAGAAAAGAGGCCAAAUGGAAAUUGGGCGGUAGGCUAUGCUCAGGAGCCAUAUCGGUGUUUAUUUAAUUGGUUUGUUAUGAUCUGAAAUUACGUAGGCCUCUCAGGCAGCCCCGCAGUAAAUAAAUACUCGGUCAGCAAACAGGGGCUACAUAGCUGGAAAUUAACUAUUCAUAUUUAAAGGGGACAUUUUUGACUUUGAUCCGCUGUUUUUCUUUUUUUUCUCCAGCAAGUGUUUAAGAGUUGAUUGUGUUUUUAAAGCCAAAGUCGGUGUUUAGAUUAAAUUGCAAAACCGUGGAUCCAAAACAUUUUCAGCCUGCAUCAACUCUUUAGGGGGGGGGGGUCAUACAAAGGCCCGGUAGAAACCAUAGUGAAAGCUACAUCAUCAUCAUCAUCAUUAUAAGACUGUUUUAACUGCACAGGGAGCAUUUCCACAGGCUGGCUCCAAGCACAAAGGUGCACAAGACUAGUGUUUACCUCCAGUUCAUAGCUUAAGGCAGGAGACAAAAGAAGAUUUUUAAAUGUUAAUGUCGACCGACGUUGCAUCCAUCAUGCUGCCUGUGUCCCGGGGUCUCAUGGACCGGGAUAGAGAGUUGGACACCAUGGCCGGGGUGCACGCCAACGCGGGCGGCGCUCCUGCAGCUGUCCGGGGAAUGAAGCGCGGAGACCCGGAACCCGACGGACAGACAGCAGCGGCUCUGGUCGACUCGGCCGGGGCUGAGUGCAAGCGUCCCCGGAUCGACGGCUCAGGGGGGCUCGGCGAGGUUGGCCAGAACAACGACCCUUUGACCCUUGGUUACCAUGGAUACCCCUCUCAUAGUCAGGGCUCUCAGGAUAGUGCUGGCGGCCAGGACGGACUCGUACCUCCACCCUUCUCCGCGUUCCCUCCACCUCCACCACCGCCCCCCCAGAACGGCCUGACCCUGGAUUACGGGGGUAGCCUGUACGCAGCCGGGGCCGUCCAGGGCCCCGUGGAAGCCGGCGGAGCAGCGAACAUCGCCGCCAACGCCGCCAACAGCAUCAGUGCACAAUCAGAUGGGUCCUCUCAGAUUGAUGGUCAAUCAGGGGUUGGCUCAGGGGGAGGAGGUGGUGGAGGGAGCAUCGGGGAUGAUUCAGAUGCCAAGGGGACCCCCAAACGCCUCCACGUGUCCAACAUCCCCUUCCGCUUCCGAGACCCCGACUUACGGCAGAUGUUUGGGCAAUAUGGCAAAAUCCUCGAUGUCGAGAUAAUUUUCAAUGAAAGGGGAUCCAAGGGCUUCGGUUUUGUAACAUUUGAGACGAGUGCAGAUGCAGAGAGGGCCAGAGAGAAGCUUCAUGGUACACUGGUGGAGGGACGUAAAAUCGAGGUCAAUAAUGCCACAGCCAGAGUGAUGACGAACAAGAAGAUGACCACCCCGUACUCUAACGGAGAAGGCCUUGCAGCUCUGCCAUACGCUGGAUGGAAGUUGAGUCCCAUGGUUGGAGCAAUGUAUAGUCCUGAACUCUAUACAGGUAUGACAACAGUUCCAGGGUUUCCAUACCCAGCAGCAGCAGCAGCAGCGGCUGCCUCCACCGCUGCAACCUUUCGGGGCGCUCACCUCCGAGGUCGUGCCCGGCCCAUGUACAGCGCAGUCAGGGCAGCUGUGCCACAACCUGCCAUCCCUACCUACCCUGGUGUGAUGGCCUAUCAGGAUGGUUUUUACGGUGCCGCUGAUCUCUAUGGUGGCUAUGCAGCGUAUCGUUACGCCCAGCCAGCUGCGGUAGCAACUCCUGCAGCAGCAGCGGCCGCAGCAGCAGCUUACAGUGACAGCUACGGACGAGUUUAUACGGCAGACCCCUACCAUGCUGCACUCGCCCCAGCUGCCUACGGUGUUGGUGCCAUGGCCACACUGUACAGGGGAGGCUACAGUAGAUUUGCCCCCUACUAAAGACACUACAUUUCCCAGGAGCUCCUCUCUUCCAUUGAAUUACUCUGAAAGAGCUCCCUCUGUUGUCGUGGAGGUGGACUGCACCCAGUUUUAAAGCGUGGAGUCAACCACAACAAAGAUAUUUCAGAUCCCAUCCCAGAGCAGUCCCACAUUUUCUUAUAUACGCUACUACAGAAAUAGAGGAAUGCUGUAUUAAAGACUGAUGGAUGGCCUUUACAUAAAAAAAAAGAAAAAGGAAAAAAAAAGACUUAAAAUGGCCUCCUUCCCUUAUUGCACGGCUGUAUUAUAGUCCCCCUUCUUAUUCCCUCAGCACUCAGCAGCACAAGACUCGGGAUGGAGCCCAGAUGUUCUUCCAAAGGCUGUAUGUGGAUAACUGACAUUUUAAACAGCUGUCAGCCACGUAUGAGAAGGUGCUGAGCACUGUGUAUCUGCACACACUCAACAUUUAAGGAAAGAGAGAGCGAGAGAAGGGCAGAGAGAGAGAGGGAAACAAGCAAUCAAGGUGUCCACUGGUAGGAAGCAAGAAAGUGCAUCAAAACGGCACCAGAAAACAUUUUGAGUCACUAAAAUGAUAAAACGCCCACUGAUGGUUUUUAUAAUUCCUCCUUUAUGUGGGUGGAUAGUAAUGAGAAGAUUGCCAUUCUUGCUGUGUUCUGGUUGAGGGAGACUGAUCAUGGCAGCUUGAAGGGAUGAUGAUGUGACGGUUUAUCACGCUACAGAAAUCACGUCCAAAAGCUGAAGGAGGGAGGGUUAUUAGAGCUGUUCCUUACCUCAAGUUUUCUUAGUAUGUGGAAAUGGUGAACCUUUAAACUUAAAUUGUUAUGAUAUGCAAAGAAAUUAGUUUAGAGAAAAAAGUUACCAAAUUAUUAUUAUUAUUAUUAUUAUUAUUGUAAUUAUUAUUAUUAAUAUCAUUAUUUUGUUUGACUCAGCUACACAGCAGUCGCUGCUGUUAUGGGACAUGUAGUUUCCCCAAUGAAACUUGGGGUUAAAAUUCGAAAAUGAGCAUCUAUUUAAGAAAUAUUCCACCUUUCUGACUAUAUGACACAACUAUAGUCUCACGUCAUCCUUCUCGCGCACAAGAUUUCACUACACUGUGUGCAAGCACCACUACACACUACUACAAAAAGUGCAAACACUACACUAAAAACAUUUUCUCCUAAAGUUGAUUCUUAGCUUUCGAGCCAA